AUGAUUUUCAAGCUCUCCACCGUUGCAUUCGCCGCCUUCGGCGCUGUCUUCCUCCUCGCCGGCCAGGUCAGCGCGCUCGCCGACAACCCUGUCGACGCCUGCAACGGCAGCAACCACUACGGCGAGGGCCACUCAUGCUCAUUCAAGUCAGGCGAUGGUCAGGCUGAUGGCUACUGCCACUUCACCGAGUCGGGUGUCCUCACCUGCGAUACCGCUUAA
Molecule: messenger RNA, 219 nt
Organism: Schizophyllum commune H4-8
Lineage: Eukaryota; Fungi; Basidiomycota; Agaricomycetes; Agaricales; Schizophyllaceae
Exons: 3
Coding region: 1-219 (72 amino acids)
Source: RefSeq, a predicted model, not a curated record